AUGAUGCUCACACCGAGCCUUCGUGGGUUUGCCAUUUUGGCAGCCCUGCUCUCAAUUGGCUCUGAAGCCGCACCGCAGCGCCGUCACAACCCGAUCCUACCGAAACGUCAGGCAUUGGACACAGAUUAUGACUACGUCGUCGUGGGCUCAGGGCCUGGCGGUGGGCCGACGGCUGCCAACCUUGCAGAGGCUGGAUAUAAAGUGUUGCUGAUCGACGCCGGAGGUGACUCAGGAGAAGCACCGGUAGAGUCCGUACCUGCGCUUUACCCCUAUGCGACCGAGUUCGAAGACACGCAAUGGGAUUAUUACGUGACACGAAGCUCGGACCCAGCCGUAGAGGCCAAGAACCUCGUCACGUCAUACAGGCUCGCCAAUGGCACUAUUUACACUGGCCUUGAUCCGCCAGCAGAUGCGACACCCAUCGGAACUCUGUAUCCCAGAGCGGGUACGCUGGGUGGAUGUUCGCGGCACAAUGCACUGAUUACUAUCCGGGCAUUCGACAGUGAUUGGACCACCGUCGCAGAUAGAACGGGUGACAAAUCAUGGAGCGGCAGCACCUUCCAGAAGCUGUUCGAGGCUAUGGAGCACUGCAACUACCUCCCUAACUCGAUCGUGGGACAUGGUUUCAACGGCUGGUUUUGGACGGAACUGACGUCGCUUGUCACUGUGGUUCAGGACUUGAAACUCAUUAGCAUCAUUGUAUCAGCUGCGUCGGCACUAGGAAAGGGAAUCACAGGCACUCUGAUUGGCACUGUUGGUGGCUUAGCCGAGAUCCUUACGCAGGAUGUCAAUGCUCCCGGCAGCACGAUCGCCGUCGGCCCCUAUCAAGUCCCUCUUGCUAUGAAGAACUCAGUCCGGGGCGGUAUCCGAGAACGCCUCCUCGAAAUUGCCACGGCCGUCGACGACGAUGGAAAUAGACGGUACCACCUCGACAUCAAGCUUAACACUCUGGUAACCAAAAUCCAGUUUGAUCAGAGCGGAGAUGUGCCGCAUGCAACUGGUGUUGAGUACCUCGAGGGACAAAGUCUAUAUCGAGCGGAUCCACGGUGGGAAAGUGCUAGUGUCGUUGGGGAGGGUGUAGUCAAGGCCGCAAAAGAGAUCAUCAUUGCCGGCGGUGCCUUCAAUACUCCCCAAUUACUGAAAUUGAGUGGUGUUGGCCCGAGCGACGAGCUGGCACAACAUAACAUCCCCGUUGUUGUCAAUCUCCCAGGAGUUGGAGCCAACCUUCGAGACCACAUCGAGGUUUCUGUGAUCUCCAAGUCAAACACAAACUUCACGCUUAUCAACGGCUGUACCUUCAUGCAGGGAUAUCCUGAGGUCCCAGAUCCAUGUCUUGAGCGGUACCAGAACGGCCUGACACCGAUAGACAAGGGCGUAUACGCGACAAACGGUCUCGCCCUCGCUGUGGCACUCCGAACUUCGGCAGCAGACACCGCCGACCCUGACGUGAUGACAUAUGGUGGGCCUGCGAACUUCCCAGGGUUCUAUCCUGGUUGGGCGGACGUGGCACUCGCGGAUCACAAGCACUGGGUCUGGGUAUCGCUCAAGGCCCUGACCAAGAACCGUGCCGGCACCGUAAAGCUGACCAGUGCGGACCCCCGAGACGUCCCGGCUGUCGCCUUCAACACGUUUGAAGACAGCCUAUCGGCCGACCAGGACCUGCAGGCCAGCUACGAGGGCAUCAAAUUUGCGCGCGAUGCUAUGGACAAGUUGAUCCCUCUCGGAGGAACCUUUGAGGAGGUGCGCCCCGGACGGAAAGAGGCGCCAUCGGUAGAAGAUGUCAAGGAGUACGUCAAGACUCAGAGUUUCGGUCAUCAUGCUUGCUGUACAGCAGCCAUUGGUGGCGAUGACGAGGAGGGUGCAGUUCUGGAUUCUGCAUUCCGAGUCAGGGGUACGACUGGGUUGCGAGUCGUGGACGCCAGCGCGUUCCCUACGGUGCCGGGCUUCUUCAUUGCGCUGCCGACGUACUUGCUUUCUGAGAAGGCAAGUGCAGCUAUUCUGCAGGAUGCUUGA
Molecule: messenger RNA, 2013 nt
Organism: Neoarthrinium moseri
Lineage: Eukaryota; Fungi; Ascomycota; Sordariomycetes; Amphisphaeriales; Apiosporaceae
Exons: 6
Coding region: 1-2013 (670 amino acids)
Molecular function (GO): oxidoreductase activity, acting on CH-OH group of donors; flavin adenine dinucleotide binding
Source: RefSeq, a predicted model, not a curated record